Messenger RNA from Acromyrmex echinatior (Panamanian leafcutter ant), 3301 nucleotides. RefSeq names its product Chromatin assembly factor 1, p180 subunit. Gene Ontology annotation, biological process: cilium assembly; nucleosome assembly. Lineage: Eukaryota; Metazoa; Arthropoda; Insecta; Hymenoptera; Formicidae. Gene Ontology annotation, molecular function: protein binding. Gene Ontology annotation, cellular component: axoneme; nucleus; CAF-1 complex. The record is from RefSeq and is a predicted model, not a curated record.
CAUUUUUUAUCGCUCGAGAUAAAAAUUAACUUCGAAAGAACUAAGAAAUACAAUAAGUCAAGAAGGAAAAAGGCAAGGUUAUGAGGUAAAAAGCAAGAAACAGGAAACAAAGAACACACUGUAGACCAGGCUUUACUCAUUAAAUAUCAAGAAAGAUAGAAUGAUGAAUGUAUCGAUUUGUGUCACUAAAUAGAAAGCAUCCUAUAUGUACCAGAUUUAACAAAUAAAAAGUAUGGACGGUUCAAUGGAAGACAGUGAUUGUAUGAUACAAGAAGUAACACCAAAGAAAAAAAAGAAAAUGAGACAAGCACAACUACCAUUUCAAAUAUUUAGUUCCUCUAAAUCACCAAACAGUACAGAUAAUGAGUCUAACACGAAGAAGAGGAAAAUAAAGUCGCCUUUGGUAGGAUCUAAGAGCUCUAAAGUGUUAAAACUUGCAGCAACAGAGAAUUCGGUCAGAAAAGUACCUGAGAAGAAAAGAGAAGAUGCAAGCGAGAAAAAGCUUAAUGUUAGCAAUGAUAUUGAAAUAAUAUUAGAUGAAGAAAAGGAAGAUCUCGAGCAAAGUGAUCAGCAAGAUACCAGGAAAAUCGAUAGUACAUCGAAAAGAAGCACCCCAGGAAAAAAUAAGAAACUGGAUAAAUCUCAACAAAAACCUGGUGCCUUAACUAAGUUUCUAAAAAAAACAGACAAGGAGAUUGAAAAAAGUGACCAUGUCGAUAAUUUACCUGAACAAAAAGAUAGUAAUCAUGAUAAUAAUUUACUUGAAUUAAAAGAUAAGAAAGACUGUCAAAAUAUAUCUGUACAUAAGGAAUCAAAUGAAGUCUGUAUGAAUGAAAGCUUAAACUCACAAUGUAUUCGAUCUGAAUUAGAUACGUCUCAACUAAGUGAAAUAGAUGAUAGUAUUGUUAAUAAGGAUACAGAUUUUUCUCUUCAGAAAACGAACUGUGAUAUUACUAUUUUAUCUUCGGAUAACGAGGCUUCGAGCGAGUUAGAUACAUCAAUAUCGAAUAGAAAUAAAGAAACUGACAAACUUGCAUCUCCUGUUACUCCAAAAACUGAUAAAGAUAUUAAGAAGAAUAAAAUUAAAAAAUUAACACCAAAACAAUUGCAAAAGAGACAAGAAAUUAUCAAAAGAAAGGAAGAGAAGCAGAAAUUAAAAAUGGAAAAAGAAAAAAGACGGGAGAAGGAAAAAGCAAAUCGGCGAAUGGAGAAAGAAGAGAAGCAGAGAGAAAAAGAAGAAAAAGAGAGAAUUGAAAAAGAACAAAAGAAAAAGGAAAAAGAAUUAAAAGAACUUAAAAAACAAAUGGAGAUCGAACAAAAACAAAAAGAAAAGGAAGCGAAAGAAGAAGAACGGAAAAAGCGAGAAGAAGAGAAAAAAAGGAAAGAAGAGGAACGACUGGAAGCCGAACGCAAGAAACAGAAAGCUGCCUCGAAUUUUGCGAGCUUUUUUGUUUCUAAAAAACAGGAGGUUAAAUCAGUGGAGGAAGAAAGUGUUAUUGGAGUGAAAAAUUUUAUGCCUUUUGAAAUAAAGGCCGACAUGAGAAUCGCACCGAUUUGUCGAAGGAAGUUGACUGAACAUGAUAAAUUAUUGUUUGAUAAUAAGUGUAACGUAGAUUUAGAUAAAAUUGAAUUAUAUCUCGAAGAUAUUAAAAAAGGAAGAAUAGUGCCACGUACUUCCUCCAAAACGUGGCCGUUGGAAACAAAAGAAGAUGAAAUUAUUCUACUAGAUGAUGACAAUGACGGCAGUUCCAACAUUAUAACGAACACGCAUAACUUGGAAAAGCACCGGCCGAAAUUACUGCAAUUCAACGAAAAUCGUCGUCCUCCUUAUUGGGGUACAUGGCGAAAACGAAGUAGCAUCAUAAAUUCUCGGCGGCCAUUUGCAAAAGACAAGAAAUUGUUUGAAUAUGAAAUUGAUUCCGACGAUGAGUGGGAAGAGGAAGAACCUGGCGAAUCACUCAAAGGAUCGGAUGAUGAAAAGGAUGAAAAGGAGGAAAAUCCGGAAGAAAAUGAAUACGACAUCGACAAUGAGUUCAUGGUUCCUCAUGGAUAUUUGUCCGAGGAAGAAGCGCAGGCUGAUGAGGAAGAAAUGGAGGAUAUGUCACCGCAAACACAGAAAAUGAAAUUGAAGAUAUUAGGAAAACAAUUUGAAGCUGAAAGAAACGCGAAAACACAUAAACUUAAGCCAAAAAUAAUCGGAUGCAUUUGGCAGGGACCCGGCAAUUCAUUUCCAGAAUCUAUUCCUCCAAAAGUCAAAGAAUUCUUGUCAGCUCGGCAAGCUUGGGUCAACAAUAUACCGAUAAUACUUCCGUCGUCGUCAUCACCGGAAGAAGAUACUUCGACUAAUAUUGAAUGCAAGACGCCUAGCCAACAAUCUGUAAAAGGACCUAAGAAAACCAAGUUCCCUGAUGAAGCUUUGCCUGAUCUGAUCCGGUUAGUGCACGGAAACAGACAUGGCAGGCACAUUCUUAUGAGAGAGUUCAUGACAUUUUGGAGCAAAAAGAGUGGGAGUCAUUUAUCGAAAGUUAGCGUAUUAUCGAAGAUCAGUGAAAUCGCUGACAGGAUAGCAUGUCCCGAAGAGGGACCGAUGCAUCUUAAAUCUUGCUGGUACAUUCCAGAAGGCAUCCGAAAGCAAUAUCUUCCUGACAUUAAGCUGUCAUUACCGAAUUGUUGGAAGUAUAUUUUGGUACCAAGUCAGAAAAGCGAUUCUCAAAACGUUAUAACUGAUAAGACUGAAAAAGAAGAAAAAGAUAAAGAAAAAGAAAAGAAACAUAUACCACUUAUUACUCAAUUCACUAAAAAAAUCACACAGGGAGAUAUAAAGAAACAACUUGUAAAAUCUGACCAGAAAGAGAUAAAAAAACAGUCUUCACUCGACCAAAAGGAGAAACAAUCGAAAUCCAAUCAGGAGGAGACAAAGAAAUCACUAGCAAAACAACAGGAGAUACAAAAAGAGUCGACAUCGAAAUUAGACCAAAUUUCCGUCCUACCGAAACUACCUCCGCUACAAAGACCUCCUAAACGGGCAACUUUAAUCUCUGUAGGUAGGGGAGAACAAUUUCCAGAAAGAUCUCGACAAAAUGUGUUAGCCGAAUUCGUGGGUCUUAAUAAGAAGAAAGAGGAACCAUUGAAUAACGAAAAAACUAUUGAUUCAGACAAGGUUAGACUUAUGGAGAAUAAUGAUAUGAACAAGACGAAUCAAAAGUUAGAAUCGAGUGAGAAGUCGUAAAACUUUCACGAUAAAUAGUGAGAAAGAGACUUCAAGAGCAUAUAAUAAUCAUUGAUGACUAUUAUGUAGAAA